AUGGAUAAUAUGGUAAAUAAAUAAGGAACUUCUAUUUAAAGCACAAAAGGCAAUUGGUCUUCUUCGUGUGACUUCACCACUUUCUCAUCUCCCACAAAAAAUGGCUCUCUCACUUCUUUCAGUCUUUAUCUUUUUCCAUGUCUUUACCAAUGUUGUUUUUGCUGCUUCAAAUGAGGAAUCCAAGGCAUUAGUUUCUUUACCAACACCAACUCUUCCAUCGCCAUCUCCGGCUAUCAAACCACCGUCGUCAGCUCUCAAACCGCCGACGCCGUCGUACAAGCCACCCACACUGCCAACUACUCCUAUUAAACCACCCACCACAACUACUCCGGUCAAACCUCCCACCACUCCGGUUACACCAACAAAACCUCCCGUUUCAACUCCUCCGAUCAAACUACCGCCGGUACAACCACCUACGUACAAACCCCCAACGCCAACAGUUAAACCACCGUCCGUCCAACCACCUACGUACAAACCGCCAACGCCACAGGUUAAACCACCCACUACAUCACCGGUUAAACCACCAACGACGCCACCAGUUAGACCACCGCCGGUCCAACCACCAACGUACAAACCCCCAACGCAACCGGUUAAACCACCCACCACAACACCACCGGUUAAACCACCUACGUACAAACCCCCAACGUCACCGGUUAUACCACCCACGACACCACCAGUUAAACCACCAACUGCACCACAGGUUAAACCACCAACAGUACCUGUCAAACCUCCGACGACACCACCUUCCGUAAGAACUCGGAUAGAUUGCGUGCCUUUAUGUGGGACGAGGUGUGGGCAACACUCGAGGAAGAACGUAUGUAUGAGAGCGUGCGUCACGUGCUGCUACCGCUGCAAGUGUGUUCCUCCUGGCACGUACGGUAAUAAGGAGAAGUGUGGAUCUUGUUACGCCAACAUGAAGACACGUGGCGGAAAAUCCAAAUGUCCUUGAACCUUUUUAUGACGAUGGUCGUCAAAAAAAAAAAAAAAAAAAUCAAUGGAGUUUUUAUAAGUUUGUAAUGCGUUUAUUUGUGUUUUAGUACCCCUUUGAGUUGGAUCUUUGUUUACGGGAUGUAGAAUAAUUAUAAAAGAAAAAUCUUUUUCGAUGAAUUAAGGAUUUUAUGAAAAAUUAUAGUAUAAUUAAGGAUUUUAUUAA
Arabidopsis lyrata subsp. lyrata is the source of this 1153-nucleotide messenger RNA. RefSeq names its product gibberellin-regulated protein 14. The record is from RefSeq and is a predicted model, not a curated record. Lineage: Eukaryota; Viridiplantae; Streptophyta; Magnoliopsida; Brassicales; Brassicaceae. The transcript has 4 exons. Bases 101 to 949 code for a protein of 282 amino acids.